Chrysemys picta bellii (western painted turtle) is the source of this 2815-nucleotide messenger RNA. RefSeq lists its product as uncharacterized. Lineage: Eukaryota; Metazoa; Chordata; Testudines; Emydidae. The record is from RefSeq and is a predicted model, not a curated record.
AUGAGCCGCAGGUGGAGAAGGGAGUGGAAAGUGGUAGUUCUGUUCCAUAAACAAGAUGGAAUCUGAAGGAAAGAGGACUGUGCCCUGAGUGCUUUUCUUUCUCCUGAGGAGUGAGCUGUGUACCAAUCCGUAACAGCUUAAAAAAUGAACACUGCUCCAGCUUCAGAAAAUGGACCAUAUUCCACAAACCACACGAGACCCUUUUUUUAUGCGCAGCCAACAGCACAACAACCUUUCCCAAAUCCAUGGUACCUUAGUCAUCUAUAUAAUCCAUACUGUGUACCUGCCCCAGGUUUCAGAAGUGGAAAUCCAUAUUUUCCAUUUUAUUCUGUUGCACUACAUGAGUACCCUGGAUAUCUUGUUCCACAACAUCCUAUGCACACAAGAGUUAACAGAAGACCUUAUUUUAAUGUUCCCCCACCCUCUCCUCUGUUUUAUCAUGCAACAAGGUUUAGACAUUAUAGUGGCCCUGGGAAAAGAACAGUGACUAAAGAAACACAGACUGAUCCUAGACAGCCUGAAAACAAACCAAAAAAGCAUCAGGAUCUCCGUACAGAAACUAAAGGCUGUGAAGCAGGAAAUAUAGGCUGUGUUUCUUCUGGUAUGGGUACAGAAACUGAAACUACUUCAGUGAAACAAGAUUCAUCUGGAUCUUCUCUUGUGCCAGAAAGAGACUUUCAAAAUAAGGGGUCUUCCAGCUCUUCACAGUAUAGAAACAUUCCUUCAGGAAGCUAUGCUUUUGAGAAAGAAGAGGUCCGAAUAGAGUAUGGAAAUGGCUCGCCUGCAAUUCAGCUAUGGAAGUCCUUUAAGGAAACUAUUCCUCUGUAUGAUGUGGCAAGUGGUAAACCAGUCCCAGAGAAUAUCGUGCAACGUGACUUGUUUUCUGUUAGCUCUUGUGAAGGGGUAAUAUAUAGCCCUCAUGAAGGGGAGGAAUUGGUGUCAUGCGCUUCUUAUUCAGAUGAACGAAAAACUGCUCUUUCUUUGAAGCAGAGUGGUGAAGAUGGACAGGAAAAAGAGGUCCAAAAUAAUGAAGUAAAACUAGGUGCAGAAAAGCCGGGAAAUGCAAGCCAAAGGGCAAAAUCUCCUCUAGGUGAAGCCAGGGCAAUGCAAAUUGCUGAGAUAGCCAGAACUGUUCGUAAUGAUCAGCUAGUGGCAAGGCAGGACACAUUGUUUAAAAAAUCUAGUUUGAAAAGAUCUGCUGCUUCAAAAACUUCUGAAGAGGAGUCCAACCUUGAUCAGCAAGCAGGAUUAUUUCCAUCCAGUACGGAAAUAACACAUGACUCAAGUCCACUGCAGAAAAAGCUAAAUCAGAGCCACAGUCCAACCAACGUAAGUCAGAUAACGGAUAAAAGCUUAUGGUGUGAAGAAUCCGUGGAGAAGUAUGUUCCUUCUAACAGCUGGCUAGCUUGCGUGGAUGACAUGGACGCUAACUACAACUAUAAUAUGUGUUUGCCACAAAGGAAACAUCAAAGUGUACUCAGUCUGUCUUCUGAUGAAAUGUCGUCUUCUAAAGAUGAAGGAUCAUCGACUGAUGAUGUACCAGUGUCUUAUUUUGUCCCUGAUUAUGUGCUUCAGAAGAGCAUGUUCGCUUUCCAAAAAAGUACAGAGGGCUCAGAGAAAGAGAAAAUUAGAAGUGGUGGCUCCCUUAAUGAAGAUGAAGUGGUAGGAAGGGAGCAGACCAAUGUUGUCAAUAGUCAGAACUUCAAAAGCUGUUCAAAAGUGAAGAUUAAAAAGAUGGCCAGCAGAGGUAGAAAGAUUGGGGUCCUCCCUAGAACUUCUGGUCAGAAGAAAAUCUACUCCCUAAAGAAAAAAGCUGCUAAGAGUUUGUCUCUGUCAGAAGCUGAAGACUCUGAAGAAUACUUUGUGGCAGAGGAAGAGGGUGACAACGAGGAUGAAGAUGAUGAAGUUGAAUAUUUCUUUCAAGAAGCCACUCCAUAUGGACACUUCACCUCUGGUAAAGGCAGUUUCUACAGACCGAUUGGCCAGAGGGUGCUUUGGAAACCACCUAAAAAUGCCAUACCAGCUCACUUGAUUAGCUGGCCUGCUCGGGAGAAAAUAAAAACAAAGAGUGGGUUCUGUGAACGCACUGGUCUGGCUUAUAAGUCAAGUGAGAAGGAACAGGAUGAGGUUGUGUACAGUGAUUAUGGGUACUAUGGAAAAAAGAGGCUUACAGCAAAACAAGAGGGAUCUGACCAUAAGAGAACUUCACAGAAGUCUUCAAGAGUAAGGUUACUAAAGGAAAACAUGGGGCUGACAGCUGAUGAGUACUGGAUUAGAAGUGGUGCUAAACCCAAGUUUGCCAGCUUGAUAUGUGGUAGCCUAUCAUCCCCAACCAAAAGCAAAGAACAAGGUAAUCUGCUUUUGGAUAAACCAAAAAGGAAAAGGAUAGGCAAACCCCCUUACAAACGUAGAGACACAAGAUGUGAGGCAGAAGACAUUGAAGUAUGGGAAAUGCCUAAACCCCGUGCACACAAAGGGUGUGGAUCAAAGAGGUCUCUCUACAAAAGAAGAUAAUCUGACUAUUGCAAAUGCAAGGGGAAAAUCUGAUUACAAGUGCUGGGGGAAGAACACAAACAUACUGAGGUUGCAUGUCUCUUAAUCUUUAAAAUGAGUCCAUAAGUAACUUUUUUUGUUUUGUAUAAAUCUUUCUAAGCUACUAUGCACAGUUAAAGGGUAAGAAGUAACACUGUAAAGAGUUGGAGUACACCAUAUAAAAUAUUAAAUGAAAGGAACACUUGAAAUAAAGCACUCUAAAUUGUAAAUAAGUACACUCACUUAUUGCUUUUAAGCAAUAAAGUUAACAGAAUUGCACUGA